CCUUUUUUUAAAAACUGUUUCACCAAAAUUGUUACGUUAUUUAUAUUUUAAUGUUGUGUUCUUUUAUAAAUUCGUGAUGUUCAUUACAAAUAUAAGUUAUGUUUUUUCCGCUUUAUUUUUUUAAACUAGUUUUGAUCCGGGUGUACCAUGCAGGUGCACCAACCAAUGAUGAAUAUUUGCCCCAAAAAAAAAAAAAAAUCGAAUUAAUUAUUUAUAUCCCAAAGCGCGAAGUCGCGAACUACAAAAUUUUGCAAAGCGCGCAAUAUUAUAGAGCGGGAGUUUUACCGCCACUUAUUUCCCGCCAAACAUCUUCAGUCACCUUAAUCGCUGUUCUACAUAUUAACACCCUCUACACUCAAUCUACAAAACCCUACAUAAUCUCACACCUUAAAUUCGCAAUAAUCUCAUCUCUUUACCCUGAAAAAUCUUACAGCAGUUGCAAUGGUAGUCCCUCUUCGACCUGCCCGAUUCUACGGCCGCAGCUUUCCUCGGCCUAGGUUCUAUACUGAUGUGAAGUUCAGCGAUGAGCGUGUCGAUCCACCGACACCGGUACUCGAUCCGCUCAUGUCUUGGGCCAAUGAGGCUCACUGGUCCAUGGGUGGUCUUUGCUUGAAUCGUCUUCGCCUUCAGGGGAAGAUCGAGGGGAAUGUGGAGAAGCUUAGGAAACAGAGGGAGAAGUCUUUUAAAAUGAAGAUGGAGAAUAGUCCGUUGAAGGGUGUUGAUUCGCCUCCGCCUGCUCCGAUUUCGAAGAAGCGGAGGCAGAGAGUCAAGGUGGUGGAUGAUGAAGGAGAAGAAGAAGAUAAUGAUGACGAUGACGAUGACGAGGAGGAUGAGGAGGAGGAGAUUGAAAUGGAGAUUAGGAAAGUGAAGCGAAACGGAGGUAUGAAAAAGAGGAGGCUAGUUAGGAAGCUUGGGGAUGAUUUUGAGUUGGUUGCUGAAGCGAAUCGGAGGACCCCAUUGAAGGAUGUGAGCAAUGGUGUUGUUGUUUCGGAAGGCGGUGUUGCGUUGAGGACUAGAAGCAGGAGAUCUAUGGUGUUGAAUGAAGAGGAGGAUGAAGGUAGAUAUGAUGAAAAAAAUUCUAAAUCUGAGAAAAUCAAAGAAAAGGAUGUUGUGUCUGUUACUCCUAAAAAAAUGAGUAAGAAGAAUGGGGAUAAGAAGGGUUUGUCUGUUACUCCAAAUGGGUCAAGGAGUUCUCCAAGAUUGAAGCAGAAAUCAAAUUAGUUUUAAUUUGAAACUUAUGCUUAAAUGUGAAAGAAACUAUUAUGUGGUAGGAUUGAUGUUUAUAUUAAAUAUGUAAUGGGGCUAUUUAGACUAUUGAACUAUUAAUGAAAUGAAAGUGAUUUAUCAAUUUCAUGGACUAA
Molecule: messenger RNA, 1361 nt
Organism: Chenopodium quinoa (quinoa)
Lineage: Eukaryota; Viridiplantae; Streptophyta; Magnoliopsida; Caryophyllales; Amaranthaceae
Product: myb-like protein V
Exons: 1
Coding region: 442-1221 (259 amino acids)
Source: RefSeq, a predicted model, not a curated record